CUCAACUGUAAACGCCUCGAGUUUGCCAGAACCGCCCAUUACAGCAGUGAGCGAGAGGCCUAACAGCACCCAUCCACCCAACAUGAAUGAACAAGACUGGAAGACGAGCGUCCCAUACUCGACCGAAGGGCCGUCCGACGGGGCAACAGUGCAUUGGACCGGCCGCUGCCACUGCGGGAGGAUAGAGUACAGCCUGACCCGGGACAAGCCGCUGCAGUCCAAGUAUUGCCACUGCGGCGACUGCAGGGUCCUUCACGGUGCACCCUUUCAAUGGGCCGCAAUCUUCCACAAGACCGACAUCCACUUCAAGCAUGGCGCGCAGGGCCUGAGCUGGUACCACACCCCGACCAAGUCGCCCGAGCACCAUCUGCCAUGCAAGGUGUAUUGCGCCUUCUGCCAUACACCCAUCAUGGACGAGGGCCGGAACAUGGUGCUGCUCUUCCCGACCCUGAUCGAGGGCCUGGACGAGCGCGCCAGGGAGGCCUUCAAGCCGCAGUCGCACCUAUUUUAUCCGCAGCGCGUCGUCGACUUUGCCGGCGACGGGAUUGCUAAGUGGAGCGGGCUGAACGACAAGAGCGAAGAGGUUGGUGAAGAUGGGCGUCCGAAGAAGGUUUAAUGGGCGAGGCUGAGCUGGGAAUGGGCGUGUUGGGAUAGAUGGUAGUGGAGAGGACCAGCGGCAAGGCCAAUGUAAGUGGCUAGUCCGAGGGUCGGGGACAGCAGUGCCAAAGGCGGAAUCGCCUGCUGUAAAAUCAAGUCUAGUGCUAGUAGGGAUCUAGCUAGCACCUUGACCAGACGCUGCGAGUAAAUAAAACCCACAUGCCGAAGUCGGACAUGCAUAUAGGCCCACUCGAAGGGCGCGGGUUUGACAGGGCGGCCAAGUCCGAUGGGCGUCAUCGACGACGAAUAAGAACAGGGCUCUUCGC
This is a messenger RNA of Gaeumannomyces tritici R3-111a-1, 923 nucleotides long. RefSeq lists its product as hypothetical. The transcript is spliced from 2 exons. The record is from RefSeq and is a predicted model, not a curated record. Gene Ontology annotation, molecular function: carbon-sulfur lyase activity. Lineage: Eukaryota; Fungi; Ascomycota; Sordariomycetes; Magnaporthales; Magnaporthaceae. Bases 83 to 616 code for a protein of 177 amino acids.